AUAUGACCCGUAGUGAAAUAGUACUAACAUUUCCAAGAAAUUGGAAUGCAACGUCAUUUUUUAAUUUCCUUGAACGGAACACCAACCUUUUUUAAGUCAUGCCAAUUACACUGUUUUGAUCUGAUAGCCAAACCUCACCUGCCCGUUUCAUUAAUUUCCUUCAUCCUGAUCAUAUUCCUCUCCGAUCCCCUUUUUUUCUUUCUCAAUGCUUUGAUUUUUAUAUUGUUUUUCUUAGUGAUUUUAUCCCACGGGUAUAAAACCCCCCAGUGAUUAUUUUUUCGUCAUUCCGAGUCUGCUCCGAAGCUGAAUUUUUCUUUUCCUUUUUUUUUUAAUAAAAUAUUUGGAGAAGAAAGAAGUGAAAGAUCAAAAUAUGUCGGACGCUUUGAUUAAUGGGCUCGCCGGCGCUGGUGGCGGUAUCAUCGCACAACUCAUCACCUACCCUCUUCAAACCGUAAAUACACGGCAGCAAACGGAGAGGGAUCCGAAUAAGAAGAAGGCGAAGCAUGGAACCAUAGAACAAAUGAUUCAGGUGGUAAGGCACGAGGGUUGGGAUCGGCUGUAUGGGGGUUUGACUCCGUCGCUAGUCGGCACCGCUGCAUCUCAGGGUGUUUACUAUUAUUUCUAUCAAAUAUUUAGGAACAAAGCUGAAGCUGCUGCACUUACAAGGAAAAAGAAAGGUCUAGGUGAUGGAUCAGUUGGGAUGUUCUCGUCGCUUGUGGUGGCUGCUUUAUCUGGGUGUGUGAAUGUACUUCUGACCAAUCCUAUUUGGGUAGUGGUGACUAGAAUGCAGACUUAUAGAAAGAAAAAUGUUGAUCGUGAGACUGAACCUGCUACAACAGGAGAUGCCAUUCUUGCUGCAGUUGAACCACCACCAUUUGGGACUGGCCAUGCUGUAUGCUUACUCAUACUUUUGGAACUAUUUUCUCUCAAUAUUGCUGUGUACAUGUUACUCAUUGAUGCUCUACGACAGAUUCAAGAAGUUUAUGAUGAGGCUGGAGUUUGGGGAUUCUGGAGAGGUGUUUUUCCGACAUUAAUCAUGGUUAGCAAUCCUUCUAUACAAUUCAUGCUUUAUGAAACCCUUUUGAAGAAGUUAAAAAGGCGACGAAAAUUGAGCAACAUGGGGAAUGAUGACGUGUCUGCCCUGGAGAUUUUCCUGCUUGGAGCUGUGGCAAAACUCGGAGCUACUGUUGUAACUUAUCCUCUUCUGGUUGUGAAGUCUAGACUUCAAGUGAAGCAAGCCAGUGGUGGAGACAAAAGACAUCAGUACAAAGGUACCAAAUGUGUCUCUUGAAAUUACAAGAGCAAUUCUGAUUAUUUAUACUCUCGUCAUGAAGAGUGCUUGGCAUUAUGUGUGCAAUGCUUAGAAAUAACACUGGAACAAAAGAUUGUUUUUAUAACACUGUCAUACCUUGCACCCUGCUUGGAAGAGGGAAACUUAUGAAAUGCAUAUGGGAGUACAAGUUUCUCUGGAAGUAUACUUCUCAUUGUGAUGACCUGAGUGAUUAAUUGCCUGUGAUGAUAUAUAUCCAGGAACAUUUGAUGCUAUACUGAAGAUGAUACGACAUGAAGGGUUUGAUGGCUUUUACAAGGGAAUGGGCACAAAAAUUGUGCAGAGUGUGCUUGCCGCUGCUGUUUUAUUCAUGAUCAAGGAGGAACUUGUUCGGGGAGCUAGAUGGUUAUUGGAAAAGGAUAGAGCUAAAGCGAUUAAAUCUUAGACCUUGAUGUUUAUGGAGAGGCAGAAAGAAGCUUUGCCUUCUACCUAAUAAUAUCCAUCGAACAAGAAAAAUUUAUUAAUUUGUAGUCUGUACUCUCUGUAGUCCGUACUGUUAGUGAAUCGGAGGAUGUAAGACUGGGUUAGGGAGGUGAUGCGGGAUGUGUAAUAUAGGUUGCCACCAUGUAAGCCCAUAUUAAAGCCGUACCUGAGGUCCUGAGUGACCUUAAUGAUUUAUUCAAAUAAUAUCCUGAAAAUUGUUUCCUUGCUUAUGAUUUAGGAGUGUAAAACCAAAAA
Molecule: messenger RNA, 2008 nt
Organism: Oldenlandia corymbosa var. corymbosa
Lineage: Eukaryota; Viridiplantae; Streptophyta; Magnoliopsida; Gentianales; Rubiaceae
Source: the annotation of a GenBank genome assembly